CAAAGGUUUGUUCCACUGGGACUGAGCUCUGGCAAAUGAGACCAAAUACAGAUGUUCACAUACUUUAUUAAAUAUUCUACAGAAAUUUACAUAUAAACGAUGAAGCCAAAAUAUUAAUUUAGUUAAGUAAAGAUAACAGUCUAAAUGUGUGGAGCAAAUACAGCUCCACUGGUCUAAUUCAGACCCAAUACAAAAGAUUUCUUUAAUAAGUCUAUACUUUUCACAAGUCCAUUGAAGAAGGUAUAAUUCCUCCAUAAGAAUGGCAAAAUCUUCUCUUAAAUAUCCAGUAGAAGGAAACAUGAUUUAAGACUUGACUUGUAUUGUAACGACUAACACCUGUCAGUAAUUUGAGGUAUUCAAGGCAUUUGUAUGAACUGUCUCAAAGAGUCUAAAUUUAGGUCUUUUAUGAUCUUACACAAAGAUAACAAUUCAUAUACAUGAUACUUAAUAAUGUUUUUUUUAAAUUCAGAAAACCUUAAACCAGGCCAAUUUUACAAAGACAGAUAUUCAAGAUCUGAGAGAAGACAUCAGAGCAUAUCAUCAGCUUAUGCAUCAACAUGCACCUGAACUGAAGAAAAAGGCUAAAACACAUCUUCUGUUGCAUGUGGUUGAGGAUAUACAGCGCCAUGGUCCACCACAGUCUUUUCUAGAGGACGCUUUUGAAAAAAAUCACGGUACAAUUCGCAAUAUAAUAUUUUUACAGAACCAGAAAGCGAGAUCAAGAGACACCAGCAUUAAAUUUGCAAAGCACUAUGUUGCUAAGCAUAUUAUGACUGGAGGGUAUUUUGAGGACCAUGAGACAUGGAAAACUGCAUCACCAAAUGUGAUCAACUUUGGAUUAUCCUCCCCAGAAGUAAGAAAGUAUUUUGGGUUGGGUCACCAGACUCAACGGGUCGCAGGAAAAAUUUCAUUAUUAAAAAGAGGAAAACAUGGACAUGUUUUGGAGGAAUCCCAAAAUGAGGAUGUAAUAUUGAGUGCCACUCUUUCACUAAAUAUUGAUGCUAACAUCAGCCAGUAUACCCUGAAGAGAGGAAGUGGUGUGACCACCCAAGAAAAUGAGCUUGCUCAAAGUGGCGAUUGGGUGCAAUACAUAAAUGAGAAUGAAAAUGAAUGCUAUGGUAUAUUCCAAGAGGGGUAUAUUUUAACACCAAAAAGAGGAAGCACAAGACUAAUAGUCAAAUUGCAGAAAGCUGAGAAGGUCAACACCAAGGAUUGUAACUGUGACAUGUACAAUGUGCAAAAUGUUUUUGAUAUUUUAAGUUCUAUAAAUGUACAGAAAAGGGUUAAUUUUUUUCAUGAUUGCAAAAGAGGAUCAUGCAACAUUUCAAAGUCAUUGCAUGAAGGAAGAAUUGAACAAGAAAACAUUACAAGAAAAACAAAUCAUUUGAAACACAAGAAAAAUCAUACUGUGUAUGUUCUAAAUAAAUAUAGUUUCAUUUAGUCAAUAAUGUAAAUGUACAGUAGGUUAUGUUUGACUUGUUGAAAAGAAGUAUGUUUCAUAAGGCCCCAAUUUAAAAUGUUUAACACCAAAUAUUAAUAUCAUUGUUUCAAGACAAAAAUUGCAUCAAGAUAAUGAAUUUGGAAGAAGAGAAGUUAUAAAUUAAUAUUUUUAUUGAGCUUUUCUUAUAAAAGGUGUAAAUUUACACUUUGAAUUAUAAAUACGCAAAAAAAUAAGAGUUUGGUGAAAUUUGACAAAAUCAGUUGCAUUUCAACUUAAUUUAGGCCUAGGAAACAUAGAGUGCAGGGUUGGACAAACUAAAUGUUUAAUUAAUAUAUAAUAUUUGUUAUAAAAAAGCUUAAAAUCAAAAUAUCUUCUUUGUUGAUGUUAUAUAUACACUGUACUUUUUAGUUCUAAAACCAAAGGAAAUUUACUCCUAAGUGACAAUUUAAGCUACAAAAAGGACUGCAUUGAGGCCUUAUCUAAUGUACUUCUUUAUCUUUGAUUGAGCAAUAAACAUAAUUUGUAUUCAAGUGUCUUAACUUAAUAUGAGUAUUUUCCAGAUAUGUGACAUAUUAUUAGUUUAAAUUGAACAGGUUUGGACCCUGUUUUAAAAUGCACACAUUAAGAGAAUUGUAUAAAAUGACCAAAUUGAAGAUAAAAACUUAACAUAUCGGUUAAAAAAUUACAAACUUGGAUACACAUCUUAAUGUGCUUAAUUUUUUAUCUUAUUGUCCUUAAAUUUUGAACAGAAAUUUAUGUAUUAGUUAAGAUAUUCCUUGUAUUCCAAAUUUCAUAACAUGAUUUGUAUGAAAAGUUUUGAGGGGGCAGUGGUGGUUGGAACAAUUGUCUGUAAAAGUUUAGAAAUAUCUUCUGGUGCUAUGACUGCAAUGAAUCUUGUUAUGUAGGAGGUGUUUAAAAAGGUUUACAAAAUGAAUUGUACGUGAGAAAAAUUAUUAAAAAAAUGGUUAUGAAAUUAUUUAAAUUUGUUAUUUUAAUGCAAAUUUUGUGAAAAAAAUGUUAUGGUAUUAUUUUAAUAAUUUUUUUAAAAAGCAUAAAUUGCUUUUCCAUAUUCAUACUCAGUAACAGUGAAAAGUUUGGAGUAAAAUUUUAAAAUUUGGUACAUACGAAUUAACAAACUGUACUUGGAUUUGACCAUAGCUGUUAAUUUGUGAAUGUCACAUCCUGAAUUACUUUCUUGUGUCAAAAGUUACAAGAAUGUAUAACCCAUGAUAAUCAAAUGUAUGCACAAGUUUACAUAAUUUGCUUUUGUUAAUAUGAUUAAUUAAUUUGCAAAGAUAUAUACCUUGCUGACAUAUAUUUUGUAGUUUGACCCUUGUUUGGCUCCUGUAAGACAUGAUCCUCAUUAUUAUUCAAAAUUUAAAUAUUUUCAUCAAUUGGCUUUUAGAAAUAAUUUACUGUGGAAAAGCUAUUUAUUGGAACAGGAUCUAAAAACAUGUAUUUCAAAUAUUUAUUCACAGUCACACUAUACAGGUUAGAUGUAACAUUGUUUUGUCUUGAUAUUAAAUUGCUGAUCCUGCUUAAAUUAUAAUUUUUUAAUCUUUUUAUCCAAAUAUUUCUCAACAAAUAUGAAUAUUAAUAGAUUACCUGUACUCAGAUAUUGAAUGUGUGUUUGAUUAUAAACAUAUAUCAAAUUUUAUGUUUAUUAUAAUAAAGCAAAUAGUUUUCAUGAAUCGCCAGAAAAUUUCAUAAAUCUAGAAACUGAAACCAUGGUAACAGUUGCAAAAGUAUUGAAGUAUAACACAAAUAUUACAUAAUUGCUGUCAAUAAUAUCAUUUUUUGACUAACACAAAUUCGAAAUAUAAAAAUAAAUCUUAUAUCUGUAGACAAUUUAUAAUUAUUUUAUUUAUCUGAUGUUUACCGUGUAUCAAUAUUGCUUCAAAAAUUUAACAGUAUAAAAGUUUAAUACCA
Molecule: messenger RNA, 3370 nt
Organism: Mytilus californianus (California mussel)
Lineage: Eukaryota; Metazoa; Mollusca; Bivalvia; Mytilida; Mytilidae
Exons: 4
Coding region: 548-1441 (297 amino acids)
Source: RefSeq, a predicted model, not a curated record